Chaetura pelagica (chimney swift) is the source of this 2205-nucleotide messenger RNA. It is a transcript of the gene MLH1, whose product is annotated as mutL homolog 1. The transcript is spliced from 20 exons. The coding region runs from base 1 to 2175 and encodes 724 amino acids. The record is from RefSeq and is a predicted model, not a curated record. Lineage: Eukaryota; Metazoa; Chordata; Aves; Apodiformes; Apodidae. Gene Ontology annotation, cellular component: MutLalpha complex. Gene Ontology annotation, biological process: mismatch repair. Gene Ontology annotation, molecular function: ATP hydrolysis activity; mismatched DNA binding; ATP-dependent DNA damage sensor activity.
AUGCGGGCGGGAGGUGCGGGAGCGUCAAGUUGUUUGGAUGCUAAAUCCACGAGUAUCCAGGUGGUUGUUAAAGAAGGUGGUCUGAAGCUUAUCCAGGUCCAGGAUAACGGCUGCGGUAUCAGAAAAGAAGAUCUGGACAUUGUAUGUGAGAGGUUUACUACCAGUAAACUGCAAAAAUUUGAAGACUUGGCUAGUAUUUCUACCUAUGGCUUCAGGGGUGAGGCAUUGGCUAGCAUCAGUCAUGUUGCCCAUGUCACAGUAACAACUAAAACAGCUGAUGCAAAGUGUGCAUACAGAGCUACUUACAGUGAUGGAAAAAUUAAAGCUGCUCCAAAACCCUGUGCUGGCAACCAAGGAACUCAGAUCACGGUUGAAGAUCUUUUUUACAAUGUAAAUACAAGGAGGAAAGCUUUAAAAAAUCCCAAUGAAGAAUAUGCAAAAAUACUUGAAGUUGUUAGCAGGUAUGCCAUCCAUAACUCAGGCAUCAGCUUUUCAGUUAAAAAGCAAGGUGAUACUGUGUCAGAUGUUAGGACCUUAUCAAAUGCUUCAACAGUGGAUAACAUUAGGUCAAUCUUUGGAAAUGCUGUUAGCAGGGAACUGAUAGAAGUGGGUUGUGAAGAUGCAGGUCUGGCCUUUAAAAUGAAAGGCUACAUUACAAAUGCAAACUACUCCGUGAAGAAAUGUGCAUUUUUACUCUUCAUAAACCAUCGAUUGGUAGAGUCGACUGCUUUGCGGAAAGCCAUAGAAACUGUGUAUGCUGCUUAUCUGCCAAAAAGCACACAUCCUUUCCUAUACCUAAGCCUGGAAAUAGCCCCCCAAAAUGUAGAUGUGAAUGUGCACCCUACAAAACACGAGGUCCAUUUCCUUCAUGAAGACAGUAUUCUUGAAUGUGUGCAACAGCAUGUAGAGAGCAAGUUAUUGGGCUCCAAUUCUUCAAGGAUGUACUUUACUCAGACAUUGCUUCCGGGGGCCGAUUGUUCUUCCAGCGAGGUUGUAAAAUCAGCAGCAAACUCUUCUGCGGUUACCAAAGGAACCAGCGAUAAAGUUUAUGCACAUCAGAUGGUCCGCACUGAUUCCCGAGAGCAGAAAUUGGAUGCUUUUCUUCAGCCAGUGAACAACCCCCUAAGUACAGGCCCCACUGAAGCCACAACAGAGACUAAUGCAGGACCUCCAGAGAGUGUGGUCAGGCCACAGGAGUCUGAAAUGGAAGAUGUCAGUGAUCUUGUGGAAAUGGCUGAUGUUGAGGAGGACACAGUGGUACCUGUGGAGAUGAGUGAAAGUGGACGCUUGUCUCCUGAGACAGUGCCUCCUCGAAAGAGACCACGGGAAGACAUGGAUGUAGAAAUGGAAAAAGAUGACACGAGAAAGGUCAUGACUGCUGCCUGCACCCCUAAAAGAAGAAUUAUCAACUUGACCAGUGUAUUGACUCUCCAAGAAGAAAUCAGCAACCAGGCACAUGCAAAUCUUCAGGAGAUGCUACAUGAUCACUCAUUUGUUGGCUGCGUCAGUCCUCAGUGGGCUCUGGCCCAGUAUCAGACAAAACUGUAUCUUCUCAAUACAACAAGACUCAGCCAAGAACUCUUCUACCAGAUACUUAUUUACGACUUUGCAAACUUUGGAGUCUUAAGGUUGUCUGAGCCAGCUCCUUUAUAUGAGCUUUCAAUGCUUGCUUUAGAGGAUCCUGAAAGUGGCUGGACAGAAGAAGAUGGCCCAAAAGAAGAGCUUGCUGAAUACAUUGUGGAGUUUCUCACAAAGAAGACUGAAAUGCUGAAAGAUUAUUUUUCUCUUGAAAUUGAUAAGGAAGGAAACCUUACUGGGUUACCACUUCUGAUAGACAACUACGUUCCGCCACUGGAAGGACUGCCUAUGUUUAUCCUUCGCUUGGCCACAGAGGUAAACUGGGAUGAAGAAAAGGAAUGUUUUGAAAGCCUAAGUAAAGAAUUAGCCAUGUUCUACUCCAUUAGAAAGCAAUACAUAGUAGAUGAAGCCAACCUUACUAUUUCUCAGAAUGAAGAUUCUGAUUCUGGUUCACCUACAUGGAAAUGGACUGUGGAACACGUACUUUACAAAGCUUUUAGGACUCAUCUUUUACCUCCUAAGCACUUUACAGAAGAUGGCAACAUUUUGCAGCUUGCGAACCUGCCUGACCUGUAUAAAGUUUUUGAGAGAUGUUGAACAAGUAGUUAUUUAUAUAGACUGGUUUUU